Molecule: messenger RNA, 783 nt
Organism: Dibothriocephalus latus
Lineage: Eukaryota; Metazoa; Platyhelminthes; Cestoda; Diphyllobothriidea; Diphyllobothriidae
Source: the annotation of a GenBank genome assembly
GAAGCAAAACGUUUCGCCAACAUUGACAAGAGCUGGCAACGCAUAAUGCUACGCGCCCAUGAGAUGUCCAACGUGAUAACCUGCUGUGUUGGCGACGACACACUGAUCCAGCUGCUGCCGCAUAUGUUGGAACAGCUGGAACUCUGUCAGAAGUCGCUGACCGGUUACCUGGAAAAGAAGCGUCUAGUCUUCCCGCGCUUCUUCUUCGUGUCAGAUCCGGCCCUGCUGGAGAUUCUGGGACAGGCUUCGGAUCCCCACACCAUACAGAGCCAUCUGCUCUCGGUGUUUGACAAUACCAAGACCGUUACAUUCGAUGAGAAGGUGUACGAGAAGAUAGUCGCUGUUUGCUCCCAGGAAGGGGAGACAAUUCCCCUGCAGAUGCCUGUUAUGGCCCAGGUGAGUGAAUGGUCCAGAACUACCAUUUUUUGCAGAAAAGGCCUUACAGCGGAUUUAGAGCAUUUUUUUAGUUAUUUCCAAUUCCAACUGCUGGACUUCGAGAACUCCUACAUCGCGCAAGUAGGCCUGCUGGGUAUCCAGCUUCUUUGGACCAGGGACGCUGAAGCCGCCCUCGUUCAAGCCCGAUACGAUAAGGCCAUUAUGCAGGAGACGAAUCAUCGUUUUCUCGAUAUUCUCAACAAACUCAUUGGUGUGACCACGCAAGAGCUCACGAAAAACGAGCGAACCAAAUAUGAAACGCUCAUCACCAUCCACGUGCAUCAAAAGGAUAUAUUUGAUGAUCUGGUGAGUAUGCUCUGUUCCGUAAUCAGCAAUCCUGUCAAGUGA